GACGUAACGUUAAGUAAAUGUGUGUCACCAUAGACACGUCCGGGGUACUUGGAUGGAGUUCCUGUGUGAUAGCUAGUAAGGACACAUUUUCAUGAAAAACACAGUUAAAACUUAAACAAACAAGACCACCAUGGGGGGUAAGAACAAACAGCGCACAAAAGGAAACGUCCGGCCAUCCAGUAGCGGUCGAGCAGCCGAGGUUCUAGCCCGGGAAGGUGGCGCCAUCCCGGGCUUCGUGGGCUUUGAUACUACGGUCACCUCUGAGCUGAGUUAUGUUCCAGCUGUCCACGGAGCGGAGGACAUAGACAACCAGGUGGAUGCUGAUUUCCGCCUGGUGCUGAGGAAACUCUCAAAGAGGGAUGUCGUCACCAGACUCAAGGCAGUGCAGGACUUUGGGACCAUGUGUCAAGAAAGGGAUGCAGAGGAGGUGAAAGGAGUUCUCCCAUAUUGGCCAAGAAUUUACUGCAAGAUAUCAGUGGAUCAUGACCGGCGCAUCAGGGAAGCCACUCAACAAGCAUUUGAACAGCUGGUGCUAAAAGUGCGUCGCAGCCUGGCCCCCUUUCUCAAGAGUUUGAUGGGCCACUGGAUUCUGUCACAGUGUGACACUUACACGCCUGCUGCCUCUGCUGCAUGCCUGGCCUUCGAGGCUGCUUUCUCGCCUGCUAAACAGCCCGAAGCUCUCGGCUUCUGCAAGGAGGAGAUCCUUAAUGUGCUUCAGGAUAUCCUAUUAAAGGAAACGGCCGACACUCUCAGUGACCCACAAAGUGUGACAGAAGAGGAGAGAGAAGCCAAAUAUCUUCGCCUGCUGACCAGUUCCCUGCUGGGUGUGAAGAAACUGCUUUCAAUGCUGCUUGAGAACGACAGAGCAGCACUGGAGCAGAAACUAGCUCUUCUGGUUAGCUCUGGGAAGUUCUGGAAAUACAGCAAGCACAAGACACCCCAGAUCAGAUGGGCCUUUUUUGAGAUGAUUUGCGCUCUGUGCCGAUUCACCCCACAACUGGUCCAGAGUGAAGUAGCACGACUCUGCCCCGCUGUUCUUCUGGGUAUCGACGACACCGAUCCUGUUGUUCUUCCUCAUGUGUGGGAAGCUGUUCUUCAUGUUGUGUCUACAAUCCCUGAUUGUUGGACACAUAUUAAUGCCAAAAAGGGCUUUCUCCCUAAACUCUGGGCUCUGUUAAAAGAAGGUGGUAAAGGCAUGGCUAAAGGACUCCAUCCAAAUCUAAUGCCUCUACUCAGUAAAUUGCCACAGGAAGUCACCGAUCCUAACAUGGACUUCUACACUAAUUUCUACGCUGCGUUCCUGCAAGGUCUGUCUAGCGAGCGUGCAGUGACGAGCCCGUCGGAAAGUGCGGUCAUCGUGACCUCUUUUGUCGAGUGCUUGAGGUACUGCAUACUGCAGAACAUGGGAGAGGAGCAAUCUCAGGAGAAAAUAAGGAACAUGCUAAUUUCCCAGCAGCUCCUACCUUUAAUAGAAAAGGCUGUUAGAGAUCCUUCCCUCCAGAAUGGGCCUCUCUUCCUGCUGGUCACUGACAUGCUUGUUUCCUGGGAGAAGAGGGCGGGUUUACACGGUGAACACGAGGAGAUUAGCAGCAAGGAUCUCUUCAAGAUACUCUUGGCAGACUUCUGGGAGGAACUCUGUCUCAUGUGUGUUCGAUGUGUUGACAAUGAGGAUCUGGAUGCUCAGACUUUGGAAGGUGUAGCCACUUUGCUGCAGGUCAUGCGUUAUCCUGAGAGAGUGAGCAGAAAACAAACCCAGAAGAAAAAAUCUGUCAGGCUGUGUCUCUCAAAGAACGAGGAGGAUGAGAAAUCAGUAAUUCAGGAGGAGGAAGUUGAAAAGCUCUCGCAGACGGCGUCCCUACAGACGGAGCAUUUUGAGGAUGCUGUUUGCCAGCUGGCACAGCUGUGCCUGGUGCAUGUGAAUGAGAAAAACUCUGAGAAACAUCUUGUUUUUCUGGCCCAACUUCUGCAGUCUUUUCACACGCCAAGGAUCUUCAGUACCUUACUUGAAUUUGAUGAAGACGAACCUGGAGAUGAUAAAUGGAGGAAAGAGAAGAACCCAGCGGUUCGGUUCCUGUUGAAGCGGGUGGUCGUGUGGCUCGCUGAGAUGGGGUGCAACAAUACGGAGCACUUGGUGGAGAUGGUUUUCAGCUCACUCUGCUGCUGCAGCCUGGAGGAGACCACACACAUUCUCAAUCACAUCACCACGAUGGGUUUGCAGUGGGGAGUUAUCCUGCAAAUUAUUCAGAGGGCAUGUAAAGAUUCUGAGGCUCGCACAAGCUGCAGGGAAUGGCUGAAAGGUUCACUUCUUGGUGAGCAGCUGUUGGGACUGACCGAAGAGCUGUGCAAGGUCGGGCGAAGCUCUGCGUCUUCCACAACUCAGACAAGCAACCCGAGCUGGACGCUCAUUAGUCUUGUUCUCUCUCAAAACAGCAACAGUGAGUCUUUGAUAGGGGAGGUGUACAUGGAGAAAAUGUUAGAGAGGCUCCACACCACUCUGUCUGAGGCGAAGAGUCUGUCUGACGCUGGCAACAUGGAGCCACUUAUCUCCUUCAUCUGCGACGUGGCUUCGUCUUUCUUCUCCUCCGUACAGGACUGCCUUCUGCUCCUCUCUGCUGAGGAGCUCCUGCUGACAGUCUUCAAGCUGACCGCUCAAGAUCAAAGACACACUCACUUGUCCGAAUCACUGUUGGAAAAGCUGAAGAACGUGUGUGUAGCUGGGGUCAAGUCACUGGUGCUACACUGUGAAUGUGGCGUCAGGGAAGGCGGGUUCCUGCACAGUGCUGCCCUCUGGGUCAUGAAGCAGCUGCUUAGCAUAUCUAUGGAUAUUCAAAGUUUGCAGGUUCUUGUCGGAGCUGUCCAAAGCUUGGUGGAAACAAUCCUUUCUGUCGGGGGCCAGGCUACCUCUAUUCUCAGCCAAUUUUUUACCCAUUUGACACCGAGCCAGACUGAGUGGACCAAAAUCAGACACGCCCUGUCUCCGCAGUGGGUCAAAUCUCCUUUACUGUCCAGCCGUCACAGAGGAGUCUGUGAAAAACCCACCAAGGACAUGUGGAAGUUGAAGGAUUCAAACAGGCUGCCGGCUCACCUCUGCGUCUGUGCUGUCUUGGGAAGAGUGACGCAGACUGCUGCAGCUUCACCUUGUGACCAGAUGGAGGCGCCGCGUCCUUCAUUCCUCCCAAACCUUAAGGACGCAGUUUCAGAACUGCUGUAUGCACUGCAGUGGUGUAAGGAGCUUGACUACAGACCCGCGGUAGCAUCUGGGUAUCACAACCUGCUGGCUGAAUGGGGGCUAUUGGAUGGACUCCAUGGCAAAGUUCCAGUGAAUUCUCUGCUAGAGAUCCUUUACUUAAAGUCAGUGACCGAGGGAGGUUUGUGGUCUCUGACUCUGGAGAACUACAUCCUCACCCACAAUUUGGCAGCCACUCACAGAAGAGCUCUUAAUAGACUUUACGACAGCGCAGAUAGUCUUUUCCCAGUUUCUCUGAGCAAACUAAGCACGCUCCAGGUACUCUGCCCUCUGAUGUCCAAAGAAGACAGAGAAACUCUGAUUGCCUUGGCAACUGCUGGAAUAGUCAACUGGCAAGAAAAUGAAAGUGUUUAUGGCUGUCUAGCAGUGCUGCUGUGCUGUCUUAACGGCAACACACCGGUAGAAGAGGAGGUCAUUCAGGCUAUCCUCGCCACUAUCAUGGAAUGGAGAAACAGCAGGGAGGAUUGGUUCCUCUUUAGCUGUGAUCUUUCUGAAACAACAUCUGAACAGCUGAACCUCAACGUGGAGAUGAUCCGAUUCUUGUCUUGGCUGGUGAGCCGUUGUCCAGCUGUCCUUGGUGGAAACCAGUGGGACUUUUUACUCUGCUCCAUGUUGGCCUGGUUGGAGACGGCCAGUGAGAAUGUGAGCAGCCUUUGGAACCCUUGGGUCCAGCUGUUUGUGUGCGAGAACUCCAGGUUGAUCGUAACUCUGAAUCAGUUCUUCACGUCGUCGUCUUCUGAAGAACUGGAGAAGCUGCCAGCAGAGCUGGCUGGUGAAUGGAAAGACUUCUUCGUAGAGGGAAUCUACAACCUCCUGUUACCCUUGCCGGUUAAAAUCACUGAGACCUUUCCUGAACCGGAUGACCCUGUGUUCCCCAUGGCUGUUCUGCAGUCGCUUUGUUUGGCUCUGACCUACAUUCCAGUGCAGCAGCUAAACCAAAAUGCUUUGCCACCACGAUUCAUCGCCGACCAGAAGACGAACCUGCCGGAGUCUCUGCAGACGCUGUUGAACACCCUGUGUCCCCUGCUGCUGUUUAAGGCCAGACCUUUGCAGAUAACUGUUCACCACAUGCUGGAAAAGGUGAUGCCACAGCUGCCUGAGUGUGACGGGGAAGGUGAUAACAACAAGUCUGAUGAUGACAGAGAUGAGCCAUGUCUAUCUCCUCCAGCUUCACUCAUGGCCAUCCUGUCGACCUGUGAAGAGCUGUGUGACAGCAUCCUAGCAGCCGUUCAGGUGGGAGAGUUUGCGGUGGUCCAGCCUCUCAGUGUGGAAUACUCCUGCAUCCUGGCAUACCUUCUUGCAUGGAAGCUGCUCCUGACGUUUUUCAAAUCCUCUCCCUCCCAUCUACGUGCCCAUUAUGCUCAGUAUCUUAAGAGAAGCCGUUCCCUUAACAAUCUUCUCCUCCAUCUCUUCAAACUGAUGCCAGAGAACCCGGUUUGCCCAGGCCAGGGGGCGGAGAGCAAGGAGAGUAAAACCUUCUUCACUGAGAGCCUGCAGCUCACAGUUGACAAGAGUGUUGGCAUUGAGUCGGAGCUCCCUCACCUGGCCUGCAGUGUAUACUACAGCACAGUGCAGGACCUCCCUGCUAUGGUGCGUCUGUGGUGGAACAGUCAGGAGAAGAGAGUGAGCUCUGCCGUGGAGAAGUUCACCAGCAAAUACGUCAGUCCAGUUUUGUCAGCCCAGGAGAUCUCCUCCGUCCAUGACAGCACUCAGAUGUUUGACAGCAUGACUGUCAAGGCCCGCUCAGCAGCACGAGAGGUGAUCGCUACCUACUCUGUGGACGACAUCUACAUCGAGUUGGUGAUUCAGCUGCCGCAGAACUACCCUCUGGGCUCCAUCGCUGUGGAAAGUGGGAGACGUGUGGGCGUAGCCGUGCAGCAGUGGAGGAACUGGAUGCUACAGCUGAGCACCUACCUCACACAUCAGAAUGGCAGUAUAAUGGAGGGCCUGGCUCUGUGGAAGAACAACGUCGAUAAGCGCUUUGAGGGCAUCGAGGACUGCAUGAUCUGCUUUUCUGUCAUCCACGGCUCCAACUACUCCCUGCCUAAGAAGGCUUGCCGUACCUGCAAGAAGAAGUUCCACUCUGCCUGUUUGUACAAAUGGUUCACCUCCAGCAACAAGUCCACCUGCCCGCUCUGCAGAGAAACCUUCUUUUAGUACUCCACUCAAUUCGGGAUGAAAACAGCUAUUACCGGAGGACUGGACCGAUGUUUACAAGCAGAAUAUUAUCUCAAAGCCAAUCCAGAAUGCUGUAUAAUUUCUUAGAUUGAAGUAAUUUCUGCAAACAUUUCAAGCUAUUCCUAUUUUUCCAUCCCAUGUGUCCAUAUUGAAAUGUUGCUUAUAGUUCUCUAACUGCAUGUAUAUAGCAGUGCUUUUCUGUAUCGCUCAUGGGAAAGAUCAAUGCCCUCUUGUAAGCUUCAUCUUCUUCAAAUCCCCAACAUGCAUUGCAGAAAAAAAUGAUAUCAUGAAACUAAUUUGAUUUAGGAGAUAAAAUGAUUUUGAUGUGAUGGAAAGGGUGAAAAGCUUAUAGAAGCAUUACUUCUGAGUCAGUUUUCCUUGUAAAUUUCCUAAUAUUUAGGAGUGUAAAGUGAUUGCCUGAUUAGGGACAUUUUAUAUUUCAGAGGCAUGAAACAGAACUUUAAAAAAAAAAAAUCCAAUAUCAGAGCCCAACACUGUGUGUCUUACCCUGUGCCUACAUCCACCUGUACAUGAUGUUAAAGAAAUGAAAAUAAAUCUUCCUGGAUAAUA
This is a messenger RNA of Cyprinodon tularosa, 5995 nucleotides long. It is a transcript of the gene ltn1, whose product is annotated as listerin E3 ubiquitin protein ligase 1. Gene Ontology annotation, biological process: ribosome-associated ubiquitin-dependent protein catabolic process; rescue of stalled cytosolic ribosome. Gene Ontology annotation, molecular function: zinc ion binding; ubiquitin protein ligase activity; ribosomal large subunit binding. Gene Ontology annotation, cellular component: cytosol; RQC complex. Lineage: Eukaryota; Metazoa; Chordata; Actinopteri; Cyprinodontiformes; Cyprinodontidae. The transcript has 32 exons. The coding region runs from base 131 to 5404 and encodes 1757 amino acids. The record is from RefSeq and is a predicted model, not a curated record.